CCACUCAUCAUAUUUCCCUUCAAAGCAGCUGCUUAAACUUCUCUUGCUACCUCUCUUGGUCUUUUGUUCUACUACUAGAAAUGUCUUAUUCGUCUAAGGUUUCGAUGAUACUUUUUCUUUCUUUGUUCAUAAAUUCUUUGAUGGCCAUGGCUGCCCAAGCUGGAAAUUUCUAUCAAGACUUUGACAUUACAUUUGGCGAUGGACGCGCUAAGAUACUCGACAGAGGAAAGCUUCUCACACUCAACCUUGAUCAAGUUUCUGGGUCUGGUUUCAAAUCUAAGAAUGAGUACUUAUUUGGAAGAAUUGAUAUGCAAAUCAAGUUGGUGCCUGGGAACUCAGCUGGAACUGUCACUACCUACUAUUUAUCUUCUGAAGGUUUGACUCAUGACGAGAUUGACUUUGAGUUUUUGGGUAAUUCAACUGGUGAACCCUACACUCUCCAUACAAAUGUAUUCAGCCAAGGAAAAGGAGGCAGAGAACAACAGUUCCAUCUUUGGUUUGAUCCCACAAAGACCUUCCACACCUACUCAAUUGUUUGGAACAGACAAAACAUUAUAUUCUUGGUGGACAGCAUUCCGAUCAGAGUGUUCAACAAUUUGGAAUCAGCUGGAGUCCCAUUCCCUAAAACCCAGCCCAUGAGGGUUUACUCAAGUCUUUGGAAUGCCGACGAAUGGGCAACAAGAGGUGGCCUUGUCAAGACUAAUUGGACUCUAGCUCCUUUCACUGCCACUUACAGAAAUUUUAAGGCCAAUGCUUGUAUUGCUGGAUCAUCAUCCUCAUGUGCCUCAACCAUACCUACUAAUCCAUUGACAGAGAAGAGUACAUGGGAAACUCAAGGGAUUGAUGCCGCAGGCCGAAAAAGACUUCGUUGGGUGCAACAAAAGUUCAUGAUCUACAACUACUGCUCUGAUUUUAAACGCUUCCCGGAAGGCCUUCCAGCUGAAUGCAAGCAAUCCAGGUUCUAAUUUGAAAGCGAGACCAGAAAUCCAGAUGAUCAUAUAUCCUCUCUUCUCAUGUGCAGCAUUCAUUUUCUUGUAUCACCAAUUCCUUUAUUAUAUAUAUGUAUUCUUUUAUUCGUUUUUUUAUUCCCCCAUGGUCUGUGUAUUCUUGAACUGAAUUGGGUUUUAGAAUCAAAGCCUUAUGAUUAUCAAAUGAUUAGUCCAUUUUGUUCAACAUUAUCAGCACUCCAAAUGUUUGA
Pyrus x bretschneideri (Chinese white pear) is the source of this 1198-nucleotide messenger RNA. Its product is annotated as xyloglucan endotransglucosylase protein 7-like. The transcript has 3 exons. Lineage: Eukaryota; Viridiplantae; Streptophyta; Magnoliopsida; Rosales; Rosaceae. The record is from RefSeq and is a predicted model, not a curated record. Gene Ontology annotation, cellular component: apoplast; cell wall. Gene Ontology annotation, molecular function: hydrolase activity, hydrolyzing O-glycosyl compounds; xyloglucan:xyloglucosyl transferase activity. Gene Ontology annotation, biological process: cell wall biogenesis; xyloglucan metabolic process. The coding region runs from base 81 to 965 and encodes 294 amino acids.